Molecule: messenger RNA, 4876 nt
Organism: Ruditapes philippinarum (Manila clam)
Lineage: Eukaryota; Metazoa; Mollusca; Bivalvia; Venerida; Veneridae
Exons: 3
Coding region: 17-1165 (382 amino acids)
Source: RefSeq, a predicted model, not a curated record
CAAUUAAUAUUUUCCAAUGUUACAGGUGUCUUCAGCUGCACCGAGACCAUUGAAUGAACACCAAGGUCCAAACCUAGCACAACUGCCAUAUGUUUUGUUUGGAGAUGAAGAAGAUGUACAAUGUUUACCACAUUGUGAUGCAACAGUGAAAGACAGUUCCUCAAUAGCAAAGUUGGUUGAGACAGAUCAUGAAGUCCCCCAAGAGUCUUUUCAGGAAUUUCAAGCAAAUAAAGCCAGGACAGAAAGCUUUGGAUUAACUAAUCUUGAAGAUUACAGCAGAAUUAUGGCAAAAAUUCAGUCACGUCUGCCAGUUUAUCAUUGUAAAUUUUUAGAUGUUCAAUGUAAAGUUAACAGUGUUCUUGAAUUAUUAGAUCCCUCUGACAUGCCUAGAUUUGUAAAAAACUUCAUCCAUCAAAGCUUAAAAUUUCAAACCCGAUCUAAUGAUGAUCAAGAUGACAUUGCAUACAGAAAUAAAGAUUUCCACCAGCAGUUUAAGGAAGGCAAUCCUGAUUUAGAACAAUUAAAUAAAGACAGUCAUCUUAAAAACCAGUCAAAUAUACAUGUAGGUAAUAAAGGUGCAAAUCUGUCAAAAGAAGAACAAAAUGAAUUUGAUAGAAAGAACAGUACACUUGAAUGUGAAGAAACAGACAUAUUAUUAGAUAAAAGUACAUUUGAAAGUGAAACUGUUGAUUUAGGACAAGAAGAAACAAAGUCUAAGAAAAGAAGAAAAAAAACCCAUAUUGAAAACAAUGGCCCAAACCAAGAUGUUAAACAUGGCAUGAAAGGGAAACGUCCUAUAAGAGGCAAUCAACGUAUUAAAAGGUCAAGCAGAAAGGAAACUACCAAUGACAACUGUUCUGCACUUGUAAGUAAGAAAGAGUCUUCGAAGCAUACCAAUAAGCAUGGACAAUUACUUGAACAGCAUAAUGAGAGACAGGGAAAUUAUGAAAUUCAUACACAGGCGUGUGUCACAGGACUACCACCUCAGAAUAUUUCAGACCUUGCUUCAGGAGUUAAUAAAGGAGAGAAAACUUAUGAGAGAAUUUUAAUCAAAUUUAAAAGGAAAGAAGAAGAAUGGGAAAUUAAGAAAGAUUUUCCUGAUGAUGAUGACAGAACAUUGCUAUAUGGAUAUGAUGGUCCUUUCGGAAAGAUUGUCAAGGAUUAGAACAAAAGCAAGCCGAGCAUAAUUUCUUCGAAUGAUCAAAAUUAAUGAUGAUGGCAAUUGGAUGCUUUUCGAAAUAGAGUGGACUCCUCUCAGAUGCAGAUGAGAUGUUCAUAUACUAUAUACUUCUUCUUACUAUGUAAAUUAUUUUCAGACAUACUGAUUUAAUUUACUCCUAACCUGCUGGAACUAAAAGCAUUACACAACUGUGCAGUAUGAUAAAAGCUAGACUUUUUCAUUUUGGUGUAUUGAAAACCUUUCAACUUUAAAUGGACUGUUUCAAAAUUGAAACUAGAGCAUUAAAGUCCAUUAUGCAAGGUCAGCAGAUUAAGGGAUGAAUUUAAUACAUUGAGAAUUGCUUACGUAAAGAUCUUGAUGGAAAUUUAGACCAUUUCAACUUCUGCUCCUGAUUUUUGUGUAUGAAGUAAUGUACAUGAUUAAGUUGACAGGAAUAUUAUGUUUGAGAGCUCAAACUAUAGGAUAUACGAGGGUUGUUCAAAAAGUAAUAGGACUGCAGUUCUACUAUUCACAUUUUUUAAUUUACGUGCACAAUUUUACAAGAUAAUAAUAUCGGAACAUAUCCUCUAUUUACAGUGAAAAAAUCAAUAAAAUAUGUUUAAAAAUAACGAGUCUGUGAAAAUUUCAAAUGACAAGGGGUACGCGACUCGGCGCACGCUAACAGCACAAUAGAUGAUGUUUAUGAUGUCGUAAAAUAAAAACAAAAUGUAUCAAGCGUCAUCCCUUCUGAAAGAAUUCUCCCUAGUGUUCUAUGUGUCUAAAUCAUGUAACUGACCAGACAUCAUAUGUGGAGAUGAAGCGAGAAAGAAAAUGAUCUUAUUCUUGUUCCACACUCCGAGAAAAAAAGCCCGAUAGCCGGCCACUCUCCGCGUUUUCUCGUAUUCUUGUAUCUUAUAGUAAUCAAUAUAGAAUAAACAGACAUGAACUUAUGAUGUUAAUGAAAAUGCGAUUAAUAGAAUUAUUUUACACAUAUCAUCAUAAGUCCUUAAAACAAUAUGAUGUAUGUUAGUAAAAUAACAAUAGUUAUCAACUAAAAAGUAUAUUUUCCUACUAAGAACGGCGUAUCAUUUUUAAAAGAAAAUUGGGAAAAAUAUUAAUAAUUACUGUUAAUCAUUAUAACAUUAAUUUAUUGAUAACACAUAUAUCUAGUAAAAUGAAAUAUAAUUAUGUUUGAGACAAAUCAUUUAGGUAGAACUGAAUCAAUAGACCCAAUACAGAAAUCAAACAUGCCAGACAGUUCGUGGACUGUUUACCGUCGAUCAUUUUGUAGCGCUUUUUUAUUUGACGCCACUAACGUCCCGUCAAUUUUCCGCUAUCAUUCUCAUCCUUUCCUGUUUGUGAUUUCGUAUGUGCAGUUUUUGAGUUGUUCGCGCAAGCUGAGAACGCGUAUCCUGAUAGCCGAUUAAUUGUACUGUGUUAAUUUUAUGUUUUCAUAUAUAUCUGAAGGAGUAUCGCCAAUUUGUUGGCAAAGUUUAACGAUCGCACACAUUUUCAGUUUUUUAACGAACAUCAAAUUUCUACAUUUAACGUUAUGACCACUGCUGUUUAAAACUUGAUGAUUUAGCCAUAUCAUGUCUGAAUGACGUUAAAUUUGGGCAUAAUGUCACUUAAAUAUAAUAAAUUGUGUUGGUGGAAUAAAUGGGGAAAAAAAGAAAAUAAAUUAUGAAUAAAAUAAAAGUUCAACUAAGCUUCAAUAACCUUUUUAUGUGCUGCGCCGGGUGCCUGUUACCAUGGUUAUUCAAUAACACAGGGAACACGCGUUAAGAAUAAGAAUUCAAUAUUUUUAUGUUUAAAUUGAAGAAAACAUUGUUCGAUCACUGUACAUAUAAAAAUAUUCUAAAUUGAAUUGAAUAUGAAGAUGCAAGACUCUUAGUCCUAUUACUUUUUGAACAACCCUCGUAUUAUGCUAGCAUUACAGACAAUUGUGUAACUUUAUAAUACUGCAUGUUUGUAACAUUGUUUUUCAUAGGAUUUGUUUGUUUGUUUAUAUAGUUUUAUAUACACAGCUGCUGUCAGUUUCAUUAAGAAAUCAUAGUUUUUCUUCUAAAAAGGAAGUUUGCUGUAUUAUAAAUUUGUCAUAAAGAUUUCUGAAGGUUAUAUGACUGUAUAUAAAUUGAAUGUUUGCAAUAUAACCUUCGUGUAGCUGCUCAGGUUAUAUAAACAAACAACCAUUUAUAUAGAGCCAUAUAACCUGUCAAAAUUCAUUAGAACUAAUAAUAUAUACAUGAUCUACACAAGUUGUAUUUGUUUUAAGACUUCAUUACAUGUUGAAGAAAAUAUUUUAAAGUGAUGUGAUGCCCAAUUUUUUGCUGACGAGUUGAAUCAGUAAUAUAUUUCAAAAGAUUGUAAAUUAUAAUAGUGCUUGACCGAUAUUUGAUAAUGAAAGAUAUUUAGGAAAAAAUACAAAAUCUUCCUAAAAUAUAAUUAUAAUAAAACUGCCCUCCUCUUUAAAAUAAAAAAAAAAGUUAUCAAUACAUAUUCUGAGCAAUAUUUAUAAAAAUGUCUGUGGGUUAAGUGGAUUAUUGAUUAAUUUUGCGUAGUAAUAUAUUAAAUUGAACAGUCAAUUAUGGCAUAAUGUAAAGUUAUUUUUAUUCUAGACUUUUACCAAUGCUCUUUCCAUUUGCACUUUGAUGAGUAUAACGCCACUUUUAAAUGUGCCUUAAUAAUUUCGUUUCGGUUAAGGUUAAUUACUUAAUAUGUUUUUUGCAGUCAUUUAUGUAUUAUAAAAAUUAUUUUUCCCUACUGAUUCAUUGUCUUUCCUAUUGUAACUUUAAACUACUUAAUUGAUUUGGAUUUUACUUCUACCUUCACCUAAGUGAUUUUGUUACACUAAACAAGCUCAGUUCUGAUGCUCUUGAUAUAUGUAUUAAUCUAGAGUUCAGUAUGAACCUGAUAUCUAUGCAUAUAAGUAGCUUCAAAUGUUCAUUAAUUCAUUUAUUUUUUCUCUCUCAAUUGAUAAUUGUUGAUAGAUAUCACAGAUAAAUUGCAUUAGUUAUCUUUCAGUAUGAGUAAAUAUAUGAAUGUUUGUACAUACAUGUAUUAUAAAUAUGCCUGUUUCUUUACUGAUUUAUAUUAUACAUCUUGUAGAUCUUGUGUUUAUAUUUACUGUAUAUAUGAUCCUAAUUGUACAAAUUUUAAUAUGCAUAUAAUAUUUUAUAUUAUGUAAAAGUUUUUCAGUUAUGGAGGAAGUAAAGAUAAUAAUAAUAAUAAUGCAUGUUAUGAUGUACUCAAAAGAUAUUUAUUCUACAUUUUUAAAAAGAUACUGUUUUGAAAUUAUCAGAUUGAGUAUUUUCAAAUUCCAAUUACUAUUGUAGCAAAAUAUAUCUUAGCAUUUGUUAGUAAUUAUAUAUUUGUAAUACACUCCACAAUUAUUGUGACAUAGAUUUUUGAUGAUCUGAGCUUUAAUGCCACAUGAUACGCUGUACGCUAUUCAGUUGGUAUUUUUAAUAGACCGCACAAUCUUCCUGAAUGAUGAAUAGUGCUGUCCGAAUAGAAAACAAAAUGUCCAUUUAAUAAUUUUAGCAUGGUAUGUAUUAAAAGAAGUUGUGAUUGUGCAAUACAUAUGUUCAAGGGUAUAAAGCUAUAUGUUUUCUGUCUGUAGUUAACAAAAUUUUUGUUUUAUUUUUAUAAAAGAAUAAUUCCGAAGCAUCAUACAUCACGUGGGAUUUCAAGUAUUCUACAGAUAUAUAAGAUUGA